This is a messenger RNA of Klebsormidium nitens, 3849 nucleotides long. The record is from the annotation of a GenBank genome assembly. NCBI's taxonomy places the organism in Eukaryota, Viridiplantae, Streptophyta, Klebsormidiophyceae, Klebsormidiales, Klebsormidiaceae.
AUGGCAUUUACAGAAGAGAAGCUUGUUGUCGACCUCGCCCCCGCAUGCGACCCCCCACACCUGCUGCUCACCUCGACCGCACCAGCACCAAACGCCCGCCUGCACAGAACUUUGGCCGCGGGCGAUCAAGUCCGGGCCCUUGCUGCUGUCACGAUCGGCGGGUCGGACGGCUGCUCUCCUCUGCCUGGCCUUGACGUCCUCUUUUCGGACCUCAGAAGCGUUCCUGUAGCUGUCUCGCCGUUGCCAAAUGCUGGAGGAGUUCGAGGGGGCCAACCGUCGUAUGCGGCACAACAAGGUUCCGUCGAUUUCCAUUUUGACUACGGGUUCGCCUUCUGCCUCCACCAAUCGGAUGCCUUCACCAAGCGGGGCUUUGGGUCCACCUGCAUUGGAAGCACAUGCAAGGGCAAGGUACUCGUGUACUCCCGUGGUCUGGACCCUUUCGUGUGGGAUCGCAAGAGGAAUCGAGGCGGUGCGAUCAUCUGCCCCGGCGGGGGAGGUCACCUACUCUGCCUUCGCUGCUUGGACGCCAUGUAUGCUGGGGGUCAGCCGUUCGUUUCGACCACCACAGGGGGCACUGCCAUCGACCGGGGUGACCUCUUCAGGAAGUACGAGGCCUUCCCAGCCUCGAAGGAGCUGAAAGAGGCGCAUUCGGGGCAGCCUGCGGCAGAAGGAGGGCACCAGUUUUUUGUCCAAAGGCGGGAUCUGGCCGCGUGCCCAUAUUGCAAGGAGAGCCGGACGUCAAAGCGGGGCCGCCCUGAAAGGAAGAGGCUGUCUGAAUCGGGGCCCACUCCAAAGACACUUGGAUCGGUUGCGAUCCUCGGGGAGUUGAAGUGGAGCGCAGUCCCUCCGACCAUCAUCGCAGCCGGCUUCUUCCUCUUGCCGCAGCUGGACGUCAAUUACCGGCUUCUCGACAUCUCGUUGAGGGACGGGAGGCCCGUCAAUGUCCCGAGGCUCGUACAAGUGGACCACCUUGGCAACUACAAGUGCAUGUGCGGCCAGAGGGCGUGCAGGGAGCACGAAGUGGGAUUCCUCAGAGACACUAGCUUCCUCGACGACUGGUGGCAGUCGGCUUCGAAGGAGGUUGAGCCCCCCUUCGGAUCGUUCAGCGGGGGAAAGAGCUUUGCACGAGAGGUGACGGGUCCUGGGCUCGGACGGGUGCUCCCACUUGAUCGCGACGGCCACCUUGGGGUGCCCCUCAUUGGCCUCAAUGCGGAGGCCUGGCUGGGGCCUCAGUUGCGGGCGUUCGUGACCUGCGAGGGAGCCGAUGACUCUCCGGCUGUCUGCGUGCUCGCCGGAAGGAGCGCCUUCUGCAGCAGAUGCUCAGAGCAGGAGCGGUGUCCGCACAUACAGAGGGUGCUUUCGAUAACAGGGGAAGGAGACGGGGUUCAGAUCGGGCCUGCUCCCGAGGCAACCAGGACAGACGUACAGAGAGGAGCAACAAAUUCGGACAGGCGUGCGGAGAGGUCGGCGCUUCGAGCGUCAGGGCAGAGGAAGCUCCAAGUUUGCAACGACCCUGUGUGCCGGAAACCUGACACGAAGGUCCCCUGCACGCAUGGAAGUACGCUCGAGGAGUGGGAGUGCCUGCCUGCGGCAGCCUUGGACAUGGGGCACAGCCACAAGGUGAUCGACACGGUCAUGAGCAGGGGUGGCCAGCAGGUGACAAGCCUUUGCGAGCGGUGGGGUGAUGAAGGGGUGCGGCUGCGAGACGAGGUGAACCACUUCUGCGCUCCAAGGCCCGUCGAGCUGCUCUCGCCAUGCGGACGUCCGUGGCAGCUGGAAAGGAGGCUGGGGACUCUGACGAUGGCUGGGGCGCGCUACGCAAUCUCCACGUACAGGCGGGUGUGCACGAUUGCCCCAGGACGAGAGGCGGCGUGCUGCUCAGUAGCUUACGAUGGCCAGGAAGAUGGCAUAUUCAACUUCUCCGGCACGACGCUAAUCUCGCACGGCCUCUUGCUGCGCAACCACUUUGCGGCGGCCCUUGGGGCUUCACAUAGCCUCAAUUUCGACGCCAACGACAUGGCGACCAGGAGUCUCGAAGGGCCGGACGCUCCCAGACUAGACGAUCGCGUUUUCGAUGCCGCGAUGCAGGCCUUCAACGAGUUGGCAGCCCGGCCUCGGAUCCAGCACGUCUGCGGACGUCCCGAUUGUGCUCAUCUGUACACGUCUGAGGUGCAGGCUGCCGAGGCAGAAGCAGAGAGAGCUGGGUGCCCUCUCAAACCGGAGCGAACCGAGGGGUCCACCUCGAAUCUGGCGACUUAUGCGUUCAGUCGCGACAAGGUCGUCACUUUCGACGGGACGUUUUUUCCCAACUCAAGCGCUAUGCGGGACAGCAGUGAGGCCAUUCUGCAUAGCAUCUGCGAGCCGGACCGGGGGGCACCUCACGUGGCAGGGGGGUUCACUCCUCUCAGCAUCGGUGGGGUGCGGCCUUCGAACGUCCCGCUUGAGGGCAUCGACUGCCCUUGGAAGUUCAGGAACGGGUUGUCUGAGCUGAAGCCGGCCGUACGAGCCGCGGCCUUCCGUUGGUGCAAUUUUCGCAAGGCGCCUGCUCAAGGUUCAAACACGCCUCUCUCGGCGGAGGAGUUUGUGGCCAUGCGUCAGGGGUUGCCGGCAAACCCAUACGCAGCCCUUUUGCACGCCCUUCUGAUACCCCGCUACAGUUGGGUGUUUGGGCACAUCGUGACGCUGAAGCUGCUUCGACACCUGUUGCUCGAGGGGCCAGUUGACAACCUGGGACUUGCUUACCUUACCAACGAUGGGCCGAUGCUAGCAGCCAUUCUCCGGCUGCACCCAAGUGGCGUAGUGCAAGCGGGUCCUCGGCAAUACGCCUUUCCAGCGACAUUGCGUCCGCUCCUCCGGGACAUCUACGCGACCAACCUCCUCUGUUUCGAACCGAGUGCUAACCGCCCCAGCGCCUCCGGUUUGUCCCCUUUGGCGGCGCUCCUUGAUGCUACGGAGCAUCUGUGGGCCCUCGAGCGUGAGCGGCUUCGGUCUUUGGGCAACUCAGGAGACCCUGGCAUGGUCUAUGCGGAACAGCGUGGAUUUGCGCUCAAGGGGGCCGCCAACGCUCUCCUCUUCGAGCUUGAGGUGCGAGAGCCUCAAUGCUACGGUUCUGACGGCUUUCUACGAGAGGCCUCGGCAACUUACAGGGAGCGUGUGGGGGCCGUAUCAAUCUACGAUUUUCACCCGCUGCUCUACGGGCGGCCGCAGUUCACGGAUUGGGAGGAUGCGUCCGGCCGGGGGAAGAAGGGCUCUGAGGAGCGGCUCGCGCAGCACUGUGGGGCCCCAAAUCCUCGAUCGUCCAAGGGCCGAGCGGGGACGUUUAUUGCAUGUUGCCAGGACCGGGCGCCCCUCGGCUACCAUUGGCUUAAGGGCGGCGAGAGCGUAUCAGAUUUGGGAACGGUCCUGAUCACACGCUUCCCCUUCAAGACGCUGCGCGGCCUGACGAUAGUGGAGGACGCUGCCUGCAAUGCCCAGGAAUGGUUUCUCAACCGGGUGCCACAGCUGGCAAAAUAUAUGCUUUUCCUUGUCGAUCGCUUCCACUCAGGCCCAAUCAGCUGCGCGCCCGCUGGAGCGGCCAAGCGAUACGCGACGCACACCUGCUCGCCAACUCUGUUUAUCGACUCCUAUCCGCAGCACGACCAUACCAUAACGACAGCUAGCGAAGGGAUCAACUCGGGCUUGAAGCGUUCGGCGGCUAGCCUGCAGCAGAUCACGAGCAUCAGACGCUUGAUGAGUAGAGUCACAACGAUCCUAGAUACGCUGUUUGAGAGGUCUAAAUACGCGGUCUUCCAGGGUAAGAACAGUGUGGAGAGCAGCCCACUACGAGAGCUGAUCAGAGCGUCUCGUUAA